Messenger RNA from Ostreococcus tauri, 1818 nucleotides. RefSeq names its product unnamed product. The transcript has a single exon. The record is from RefSeq and is a predicted model, not a curated record. Lineage: Eukaryota; Viridiplantae; Chlorophyta; Mamiellophyceae; Mamiellales; Bathycoccaceae. The coding region runs from base 1 to 1818 and encodes 605 amino acids.
AUGUAUGCCGCACACCGUGACGCCCCAUCGCGCAUGAUUCGCGCCUCGUGCGCGCGCGCGCGCGUCGUUCGCGCCGAGACGCGCGUCGGUCGUCGACGGGACGUAUCGCGCGCGCGCGCGCGGGCGCGCGGGCGUCGCGUCGCCGUGGGCGCGACGGAGCGGGCGGAUGAUGACGCGAGAGGGAUGCGAACCGUCGACGCGCUGGACGCCAUCCUCGGUGCGUCGACGCGGGACGACGACGACGCGGUCGAUGACGUCGUCGAGAACGACGCGGUGGUGGCCGAGACCGCGAACGAGGGUCGCGCGGGGGGGCGCGGGGUGGAGACAGGGACCGAGGCGGCGGCGGCGGGGCGGGCGGCGGCGGCGGAGAGAGAGAGGUCGAACGACGACGACGACGCGACGUCGACGGAGGAGCGCGAUGAGAAGAAGAUGUUCCGUGAGUUUUUGUCUCUGCUCGUCGCGGUGGGAGGGGUGAAGGGGACGCUGGCGGUGGUCAUCGGGGGGCUGGCGUCGUACAGCGCGUUCGGCGACCUGGGCGGGGCGGAGGGCGCGUGGCCGAGCGACGGCGGCGUGGAUUUGACGACGACGGCGGCGAUCGGACUCGCCCUGGCGGCGCCGACGGUGUGCUUAGACGCGUUGGUGAUGGGUAUAGAUUGGACGUCGAAGGCGGAGGCGGCGAACUCGAGAGAGGACGACGGCUUGGGACGCGGGUUCAUGGGUGAUUUCUUCGAGCCGCUUUCGAGGUAUCAGCAAGAGGAGACGCUGUCGAAUCCGUGUAAAUCCAUGCCGGCGUGGAUGGACUUAUCGGUCGCAUUCACUGCGCGCGUUGCGGACGAGAUGCUCGAGCGCGGGGUGGUUCUCGGCCUUUCGGCGAAGUGGCUCGCGGAUCGAGGCGUGGAGUACGGAUUCGAGCCGUACGACGUCGAAGCACCAGCCAAGGCAUUGGCGUGUGUGCUCGUGUACCUAGUGCUCGAGGCGCGCGUUCGUAGGGUGCAAAAGCAGUCUCGCGUGCAAGCGUUCCGCGUCGAGCGAAAUCCGGUGACAGGGAAGCAAAAGUUGGUGCCGGUGAGCGAGGACGAGUUGAGAGGCGGCGCCAAGGAUGGUCCGCUCGCCGGCGUGAAGAGCGUCUUCUCGAAGAAGAAGGAGCCGUCAUCAAAUGUGAGCGAGUCGAAGAAAUCGCCGAAACCACCGACUAAGGCGGAGACGCAAGCGUUCGAGAACAUUCUUCGCGGUAAGGGCGUGAAGGACUUCCUCGAAGGUUCGCGCAGUCGACUGUUCUUCGUCUCGCAGUCGCUCGCUUUUGUCUCCACCGGAAGCAUCUUCGCCCCGAUCGUCGGCGGCUAUCUCGCGGAUUCCCUGUACAUUUUGUGGCAACGCAACGCCAUGACGCGUUUCAUUUCAAGCGCACUCGACGCCGCGGCGCCGCCACGCUCCGAGGGUCCGCCAAAGGCUGACGUGGUUCGCAAAGCCCAGAAAGCCGCGCUCGCGAAGACGCUGAAACGCAAAAAGGAAAAGAUGGGACGAGAUCUCGUGAACGCCAUGAAGAACGACCCAUCAAUCUCACGAGACAUCAACGAGAUGUUCACGGACGUCGUGCGCAAGACGAAGAGCGUGAAGGACAUGGAAGAAGCAUCCGCCAUCGACGACGUCUUGGCGUACAUCGCCAAAUCCGCCGACGUAAACGAACCCGGGUACGCCGAUAAAAUGCGAGACGCCCUCGUCGCGCGCGCGAAAGAACUCGAUAGCAUCGCGAACGACGUCGACGUCGAUACCGAUACCGACGCCGAACUCGACGACGCUCCCGAACAAUCGAUGUAA